GUCAGCGGUUAUAUUGGUCGCAACAUCCUUUUUGAUACCAUAUGAAGUAUUUGUUAACGACCAUUUCCACGGUCCAGUUAGCAGCGGUAACACAGAAGCAUUGGUAAUUGUUAUAACGUAUGUUGUUCUUGUAUUUUUGACAUCGCUACUUUUUAUUUCCGACGUGUUGAUUGUCUCCAUAUUCAUGACAGCGAAGUUGAAAGAAGGAUUCCUUGUCAAAAAGGGUCAUGUACGCACCAACUGGAGAACACGCUGGUUCGUUUUAUCGGCGAAUGAGCUACAAUAUUUUAAAAAGAAGGAAGAUGACGUUGCAGCCGGUAUUGUGUCCUUAAGGGGAUGUUCAGUGAUUUCACCGGUUCCUCAAUACACAAAGAAAACAGAUGUUUUUCAAAUUUCAUCGAAGUCAGGCCAAGAUCUUCUCAUCCAAGCUUCAGGAGAUAAAGAAAGAGAAGAAUGGGUAACUGCAAUAAGUGAUGCUAUUCGAGCAAUUGAUAGUGUUGCAAACGGGGAACAAACAGGCAGUGAAUCACUGAAAAACAAUGAUCUUAUAACUGCCAUGCAGGAUCCAGGAGGCGGCAUCACUCUUGAAACGCAUGUUAUUGACGGAAAGAAGUAUCAUCAUUGUUUUACAGGACAGGACGUCGUUGACUGGCUUUUAGAAUGGUCAUUUGUAUCGAAUAGGACAGACGGUGUCCAACAAUGCAACGAAUUACUCAAACAGGCUCACCUCCAGACACUAGAAAGCGGUAACAGAUUACAAGACUUGAGCACAUUUUAUGAUGAUCCAAACACCCUCUACCGAUUUUCGGCCUUCAUAAUGAGCGACAUUAAAGACCUAUUAAGCAUUAGCAGUGAUGAAUCUGAAUCAGAUGACGAAAACGAAAUGAAAAAAGUCAAGCAAAAAGUUGAGUUGCCUGCAAAAUUACUAAAUGGACCUCCAGGAGGCAAGUUAAUAAAACAAGGCUUUUUAAUGAAAAGGGGCCACGUACGCCGGACAUGGAAAGCUAGGUUGUUCUUAUUAUGGGAUAAACCCCAACUAUUACAAUAUUACAGAGGGUCAAAGAUUAAUGAAGAGAAACCACUCGGUGAAGUAAAUAUUAACUACUGUUCUGUUGAAAUUAUCCAUGCCGAUUCAUCAGAUUCCAAAGUCAAAAACAAGACUCGCUCCAACUUGUUCAGUGUGAAAACACAGAAGGGUAGACUAUACAUCUUUCAGGCUUCUAGUCCAGAAGAAAGGGAGUCAUGGAUACGUGCAAUAAUGUGUCCAGGAGAUUUUCACUAAUAAAAUAAAGAUUCGUGGAUUUUUCGAUGAAUCGAUGGAUAAUUUCUGCUUGUGUGUGAACGUAGUGUGUUAACGUGAUUCUUUUGUCCUGUAGAAUGUUGUAAUGUUGUUUGUUUUCUUUUUCUUACUUCAUAAAUACAUGUAUUUCAGCCGUGAAUAAGACUUACUGAAAAAAAAACAAAAAAAAAACAAAAAAAAAAAACCACUAAUUUAGAGGGGGAUUUUAGACUGAUGAUUAAGAUGCUUAUCUUCUAAUUUCCUUGCAUGGGACGUACCGGUACGAAAAUGACCUUCACUUCCUUAGCUUCAUGAAGGCAAAGUUUAAUGAGCAUUAAAUUGUUCACACUUCGAGUGCCUAUUGACUCAGAGAUAGUUUGUUUGCACUAAUAACUAUUAUUAGUGCAAAAAAAAGCAAAUAUAUAUAAAAUUAUAUAUGUAAUAUAUAAACAAAUUACCUAUUUGUUUUUAUUUAUAUAUACAAAUAGUCCUUUAUAAAAAAAAUAUAUAAAUAAAUAAUCAAUGAUAGAAACUGUAUUCAAAUAUAUGUGAACAUAAUAUCGAACAUAGCCUAUCAAUGAAAAUAGUAUAGCUGUACACUUGUAUAAACAUAUAUCAUCUUUGUAUAUUACUAUAUAUUUUUAUUCAUAAGAGAAUUUUUGUUUGCCGGUGAAAUGUAAUUUCAUACAUGAAAAUUGCUUGCUGUGAAAAACUAUAUAAAUUAGGCCACACUGCUUGCAUCAUAUGAUUAGGCCUACAUAUUUUGCUAUACUGUAUAUACAUUUUGUUAUUAAUUUCAUAUAUUUAUUUAUUAUUUUUUAUUUUUGGUAUUUCACUACCUUAGAUAAUUACUUUCUAGCAUUUGGUUAAUUUUGUUUAAUUAUAUUGUAUAUAUAAUUAAGUUCGCUUUUGUGUCCCUGCCCACUUAUUUAAUGUAUUGAAUUGUAUUCUGUAUAUGAACACAUUUUUUUGCCGUAUAAAUCUGUGAUGUUGCCUUCGAAAUUGUGAAAAAAAUUAUGAGAAAGUAACCGUCGAAAAAAAAAAUCUUUCAGAUUGAAUGACUAAAUGUCUUGGGUCAGCCUCCGGAAUAGAAAAACUAACAUGAAUGCAAUGAUAAUGAAGGUCAAAUGUUUUUUUGAUACAAUAGAAUGUUUUAGUGUUUUGGUGAUGUGAAUAAAGCUUAUAUUGCUGGGAAGUACUUAA
Molecule: messenger RNA, 2482 nt
Organism: Anneissia japonica
Lineage: Eukaryota; Metazoa; Echinodermata; Crinoidea; Comatulida; Comatulidae
Product: pleckstrin-2-like
Exons: 9
Coding region: 185-1282 (365 amino acids)
Biological process (GO): actin cytoskeleton organization; intracellular signal transduction
Cellular component (GO): plasma membrane
Source: RefSeq, a predicted model, not a curated record